AUGUUGAAAAACCUGAAUCCUGAAACCUACGACUUAGCAUGCAUUCAAGAACCUUACCUUAACCCUGUAAACCUCGCUAACGCUUCUAAUCUCAGACGUCACUGGGAUAUAUUAUACCCAUCAAAUCAUCACGCCAACCCAGAGCGCUCUCAAACCAUAAUACUAAUCAACAAACGCAUCUCCAAAAACAUGUGGCAUAUUGUUCCCAUUAACUCACCGAACAUAAUGGCCAUAGAUCUGACUGGAGUGUUCAGCAAGGUACAUGUCUAUAAUGUAUAUAACCCAUGUGACCAUAACAACACACUACAUUACCUUGAGCGACACAUGCGUUCUGAGCAGAACGCCCGUCGCAGUAACCCCCAACCACUUGCUCAAGGCGAGCAUGGUGCGGCUACCGAAAACAUAAUUUGGAUGGGAGAUUUCAACCAUCAUCAUCCCAUGUGGGAACCAAUAUCGAACAACCAUCUAUUCACCGCGGCAAAUCUUGAUGCUGCGGGUGUAUUAAUUAACUUACUUGCUCUGUAUGACCUAGUCCAGGUCCUCCCCCCUGGCUUAACUACACUAGAGGCCUCCAACACCAAGAACCUAACACGCCCUGACAACGUGUUCUUCACAGCUGGACUGGAACAAGUGUUCACAGCGUGCAAAGUGGAGUAUCAGCUAAGGCCUGUAGUCACUGAUCACUUUCCAAUCAUCAGCUCCCUGGAUCUCCAACCGGAGCGCAUCCCAACCAAUCCUCGACUGAACUACUAG
Molecule: messenger RNA, 753 nt
Organism: Suillus paluster
Lineage: Eukaryota; Fungi; Basidiomycota; Agaricomycetes; Boletales; Suillaceae
Product: Endonuclease/exonuclease/phosphatase
Exons: 1
Coding region: 1-753 (250 amino acids)
Molecular function (GO): catalytic activity
Source: RefSeq, a predicted model, not a curated record